UCGCGGCCCUGGGGUUCAAGGAAGGAACAAACCCCACCGAUAGGGUUUAACAAGAAGGUUAGGAGAGCAGCCGCCGUCCCGGAGGCCGGAGUCCCUCGCCGCCGAAACCCCCUCCUCCCUCCGCUCCCGCCAAAUCACCCCUGCUACGACCGAAAUCCCUUUCACUCGCACCGGCGGCGUGGCCCGGACGCGAAUCCCCUCUUGCCGGCGGCGUGGUCCGGACGCGAUUCCUCUCGCCGUGCCCGUGGUCUGUAGCAGGGGACUUGUGCGAUGGCUUUUGCUAGUAGGAUGGGGAUUGUGCUGAGGAGGGCCUCCGGGUCCUCGAAUUCGUCGCUGCUCCAGGCAGUAAGGUGCAUGUCUUCUUCCAAGCUUUUUGUUGGAGGACUAUCAUAUGCCACAGAUGACCCAACUCUCAGGGAUGCCUUUUCUGGCUAUGGGGACGUCAUUGAAGCUAGAAUCAUCAUGGACAGGGAGUCUGGCAGGUCAAAGGGAUUUGGAUUUGUUACUUAUGCAUCCACCGAAGCUGCCGCGGCUGCCAUUAGUGCCAUGGAUGGCAAGGACCUUCACGGACGAAUGAUAAAGGUAGGCUACGCCAGUGACCGUGCUGGUGGGACACGUGGAGGUGGAUACGGCACUGGUAAUUAUGGAAGUGGCGGAUAUGGCGGCGCGGGAUAUGGAAGCCAUGGCGGUGGAUAUGCUGGCAAUGGUGGUGGUUACAGAAGUGGCGGAUAUGUCAGCACGGGAUAUGGAAGUGGUGGUGGUGGAUAUGUGGGCAAUGGUGCUGAUUAUGGAAGUGCAGGGCAUGCCAGUGGUGGUGGAUAUGGUAAUGCGGGAUAUGGUGGUUACAGUGGUGCUGCAGGCGGCGGCGAGUAUUCUAGCAUGAACAACAAUGCUGUUGCUGGUGGCUAUGGCGGUGGUGACGGAAGCUACAAUAAUGCCAGCAACUCGGGCAGAAGUGGUGGUAGCUAUGGUAGUGGUGGUGGAAUCUACAAUAAUGCGAGCAACUCUGGUGGAAGUUCUGGUGGCUAUGGCGGCGGUGGCGGAAGCUACAAUAAUGCCAGCAACUCGGGCGGAAGUACUGGUGGCUAUGGUGGUGGUGGCGGAAUCUACAAUAAUGCCAGCAACUCGGGUGGAAGUGCUGGUGGCUAUGAUGGUGGUGGCGGAAUCUACAAUAAUGCCAGCAACUCGGGUGGAAGUGCUGGUGGCUACGGCGGCGGUGGCGGAAGCUACAAUAAUGCCAGCAACUCGGGUGGAAGUGCUGGUGUCUACGGCGGCGGUGGCGGAAGCUACAAUAAUGCCAGCAACUCGGGUGGAAGUGCUGGUGGCUACGGCGGCGGUGGCGGAAGCUACAAUAAUGCCAACAAUUCGGCUGGAAGUGCUGGUAGCUACGGCGGUGGUGGUGGAAGCUACAAUAAUGCCAGCAAUUUGGGUGGAAGUGCUGGUAGCUACGGCGGCGCUGGUGGGUACAGUUCCCCCAACACAUAUGGCGUGGGCAAUUACAACAGCGGAGCUGGCGGCAAUGCAGUCUUCGGCGAAAAGACCGGCAGUUUCAGUAGUGGGCAUUCUGCUGUUGCUGGUGGCAACAACGGCAGCGCUGGUGGGAACAAUUUCCCCAACACGUAUGGUGCCGGCAACUACAACAGCGGAGCUGGCGGCAAUGCAGUCUUCGGCGAAAAGACCGGCAGUUUCAGUAGUGGGCAUUCUGCUGUUGCUGGUGGCAACAACGGCAGCGCUGGUGGGAACAAUUUCCCCAACACGUAUGGUGCCGGCAACUACAACAGCGGAGCUGGCGGCAAUGCAGUCUUCGGCGAAAAGACCGGCAGUUUCAGUAGUGGGCAUUCUGCUGUUGCUGGUGGCAACAACGGCAGCGCUGGUGGGAACAAUUUCCCCAACACGUAUGGUGCAGGCAACUACAACAGUGGAGCUGGCGGCAAUGCAGUCUUCGGCGAAAAGACCGGCAGUUUCAAUUCUGCUGUUGCUGGUGGCGACAACGGCGUCAACAGCGCUGGUGGGUACAAUUCUCCCAACACCUAUGGUGCCGGCAACUACAACAGUGGAGCUGGCGGCAAUGCAGCCUUUGGCGAAAGCACUGGCCGUUUCAGCAGCGGGAAUUCUGCUGUUGCUGGUGGCGACAACGGCGUCAACAGCGCUGGUGGGUACAGUUCUCCCAACAUGUAUGGCGCCGGCAACUACAACAGUGGAGCUGGUGGCAAUGCAGUCUUGGGCGGAAGCACUGGCAGUUUCAGCAGCGGGCAUUCUGCUGUUGCUGCUGGCAACAACAGCGGCAACUUUGCUGGAAAUGUGAGCGGCAUCGGCAACUUUACUGGCAGCCGCAAUGGCAGCAGCUAUGCCGGAGGAUUUGGCAGCGCCGAGACCCUUGGAGCUAGCAAGGUGCAGUACAACGGCCAAGACGACCUGCUGGGUGCUGACUACUUCUCCGAGUCGGAGGACCGUCAUGCGGGCAGGUCAGCGUAACUUUAGUGUCGCGGAACAUCUUGAUAUGCAAAGGUAACAAUGAUGAAUGCCUGGCGGGUGCUUUUUGUUAGAGAAAACCCAAAGCUUGAUGAUGCCUCUGGAGUAGGUUAUUAUUAGGUAAGAAGAAUUGCUUAGUUUUUCUGCUUUGGUUUUGCAUGCUAUUUUGAGACGAGAACAGUUAUGGUGAUGCUUCUGGCUACGAUUACUGUUUUUUAUCGUGUAUAUUGAGA
This is a messenger RNA of Triticum urartu, 2705 nucleotides long. RefSeq lists its product as uncharacterized. The record is from RefSeq and is a predicted model, not a curated record. Gene Ontology annotation, molecular function: RNA binding. Lineage: Eukaryota; Viridiplantae; Streptophyta; Magnoliopsida; Poales; Poaceae.